AUGUCGACUUUAGUUUGGCAUAUUGUGUUUUUGUUUGUUGUUCGACAUAGUCUCUGUGCUUCCGAUUCGAUUGUUCCCCAGAGUAAGGUGCAAUCGAUAUCUUCUUUGUCGGACAGUAUCGAGAAAAAAAUCGAUACCGAGCACGUAACAUUUGACGAGGAGAAGGCGAAUAAAGAAAGCAACUCUGCUUAUAACACAGGGCAACUAGGAUUUAAUGAACGCAAGCGGGAUGAAAAGAGAUACGACGAGCAGGAUACAGCUCGUAAAGGGCACGGCAAAGGAAGGCAUAGUUCAGGAGAAUCUGAAGUCGUCGAUCAUGAGAAGAAUUCUUUUGAAAGGCAUGGCGGUGGAUAUUACAAAAAAGGGCAUCACAGGACCGGUUUUAGCAACAACUACCAUAAAGACGAGUCGGGAAAUAAUUCAAGCUUUUACGAGGACAGCGAUGACGAGGGGGGCCAUAGGUCGUCAGGGAAUAGUGGUGGUUAUUACGGGCAAAAAUCACAGGACACGUUUAGAGACGGCAGUAGGGUAGAUAGGGCAGAACAGGGAAUAUAUGACAAUAAGCAAAAUUUUAAUGGUUAUUACGAUCGCAUCGGAGGUUAUAAUAAUGAUCGAUACAAAGAAGAUAAAAGAAACUAUCUGAGAGAUGAAGCAAUACGUUCCUUCGAUAAGAAUGGCGGAGAGAUAUAUUAUCAUAGAGAAAAGUAUCAUCCAAUUAUUUAUCGUAAUAACGAUCAUAUACCGUCAUUCGGAUAUUCAGGUUAUUACGUAGAUACAUUACCAGGGGGCUAUUAUAGAGAAGAUCCCAUCGUUAUACCUCGUUCAAGAGAUUAUCGAUACUUUCCACAUCGACGGAGGAAUUAUGACCAAAAGUUAUACUACCCUCGUAGGGGGUAUCACGAAGGAAGUUAUCAAGACAAUUUUUAUGACAAUAGACGUUUGAGCAAAUACAGAAAUGCUUUUCAUAACGGAUACUAUGGAUUUUAA
Molecule: messenger RNA, 987 nt
Organism: Habropoda laboriosa
Lineage: Eukaryota; Metazoa; Arthropoda; Insecta; Hymenoptera; Apidae
Source: RefSeq, a predicted model, not a curated record